CCUCGGGCAAGUGGGCGAAGGGAGUGGGGGACGACUGCCGCCAGCCUAAGGCCAAGGAAUUGAAAGGGCUCUAGGGGGAGGCAGUGCGAGCCAGCCCCGACUGCCCCUCCUCUUCCUCCUCCUCCUCCUCCAAACUCGCUGGGUUCAGCCCCAGCGCUCGCUCAGCCGCCGGGAGCACCCGGAGGGACGGGAGGCAGCCGCGCGGCCCGGAGCUGGGCAGGGUCCCCAGCCGCCAUGGAUAGCGACGACGAGAUGGUGGAGGAGGCGGUGGAAGGGCACCUGGAUGAUGAUGGAUUACCUCACGGGUUCUGCACAGUUACCUACUCCUCCACGGACAGAUUUGAGGGGAACUUUGUUCAUGGAGAAAAGAACGGACGGGGCAAGUUCUUCUUCUUUGAUGGCAGCACCCUGGAGGGGUACUAUGUGGAUGAUGCCCUGCAGGGCCAGGGGGUUUACACUUACGAGGACGGGGGAGUUCUCCAGGGCACUUAUAUAGACGGAGAGCUGAAUGGUCCGGCCCAGGAAUAUGACACAGAUGGGAGACUGAUCUUCAAAGGGCAGUAUAAAGAUAACAUUCGGCAUGGAGUGUGCUGGAUCUAUUACCCAGAUGGAGGCAGCCUGGUAGGAGAAGUGAAUGAAGAUGGGGAGAUGACUGGAGAGAAGAUAGCCUAUGUAUACCCUGAUGAGAGGACUGCCCUUUAUGGGAAAUUUAUUGACGGAGAGAUGAUAGAAGGAAAACUGGCUGCCCUCAUGUCCACUGAGGAGGGAAGGCCUCACUUUGAACUGAUGCCUGGAAGUUCAGUGUACCACUUCGAUAAGUCGACUUCAUCUUGCAUUUCUACCAAUGCUCUUCUUCCAGAUCCAUAUGAAUCAGAGAGGGUUUAUGUUGCUGAAUCUCUCAUUUCCAGUGCUGGAGAAGGGCUGUUUUCAAAGGUAGCAGUGGGGCCUAAUACUGUUAUGUCUUUUUAUAAUGGAGUCCGAAUUACACACCAAGAGGUUGACGGCAGAGACUGGGCCCUGAACGGGAACACCCUCUCCCUCGAUGAAGAAACCGUCAUUGAUGUGCCUGCACCCUACAGCCACGUGUCCAAGUACUGUGCCUCCUUGGGACACAAGGCGAAUCACUCCUUCACCCCAAACUGUAUCUAUGAUAUGUUUGUCCACCCCCGUUUUGGGCCCAUCAAAUGCAUCCGCACACUCCGCGCUGUGGAAGCUGACGAGGAGCUCACCGUUGCCUACGGCUAUGACCACAGCCCCCCUGGGCAGAGCGGACCUGAAGCCCCCGAGUGGUACCAGGUGGAGCUGAAGGCCUUCCAGGCCACCCAGCAGAAGUGAAAGGCCUGGCUCUGGGCUUCGGAGACCUGGGACAGAAACUUGGAUCUAUGCACUACGUUUAUCUGACAAGGGACAACCAGGGACUGCUCAUGCUGUGACGUCACAUCCUCUCCGCGUUAGCAACGACUUUCUAGCAUACUAACUAGGUUUGACUCUAUUACUCAUACCAGAUUAAAAUUAGCUAGCCUUGCAACAAUGUCCUACUGUGAGGGACUGUAGAGCACUUGACAUAAAUCAGCCUGAUGUUCUUGGGUGGUUCCAGGCUAAAUCUGUACCACCUUCAGAGAUGCCAAAUGACUGGACUGAAAAAGGGAAAAGGGGGUUUUCAGCCAUUUCUAGUCAGUGAUUUUUCCAUGAUGUUUUUCCUAUGGCCAAUGCAAAGUGUGUUAUCACACUUGGAUGUGUGCCAUGUGGAGGAUAGAGAAGUACUACAUUUUUAUUCUCUAAAUGUAGUAUAAUUUGCCUUUUAACCUUUGAUCUGUAUCCUGCAAUAGAAUGGCUUUGUUUUUUCCUAGCAAACAGCGCUCCAUUUUUUGAGUCAUGUGAUUCACCCCUUGGUCCUAUUCUCUAUAUUAGGUAUCUUUUACAAGAGAAAAUUUCCAAAUGGAUUUCAUGUCAGUGCCACUGUGUAGGUCUCUCUGGUUCUUUCUGUAUCAUUGUUUCAUUAUUAUGUCCUAAUAUAAAGAACUGGCUCAUAGGGCCAGGGUAUUAUUACAGAAUUAUUACUCUCGCAUGUAAACAAAGAUAUCUUUGCUUUAAGAUGUGAGAAGAAGUGAAUUUUCUCUGUUUGCAUUAAGUUAUGGAAGAGUUGUAAUAUAUACUUUAAAAAAGAAAAGAGGGAAAUUAGUAUUUCUAAGCAGUAAUUGCAACAAUUUUGCAAUAUCUUCAAAAUAUUUGUGCAGUAAUUUUUUUUUUCUCCCUGGGUACACAUUAAAUCUACAUAACAUAGAGCAGUCUGGCUUUUGGCAAAGUGCAUUGAAUUCAAAAGUCAAAUAACAAACUUGAAUUCUAACAGAAUUCAAAUUCGGGGUUUUUUUUUUUUUUUUUAGUCGCUGCUAUUAAGAGAGACAUACUGAUCACUAGGUACAAAUCAAACCUUAAUGCUAAAACUAUUCAUCGUAUUUCAAGGCACUCACCUGCUUCCAAGCAUUGUGAAUGAAAAGUAACACCUGUAGAGUUUAAAAGCCAUGAUGCCUGUAGCAUUUCAGACAUUUUGCAAGCCAUGUGUAAUCACAACUGCAGAAAUAAGGAGAAAAACCCUAUUUUUUAGUUUAGCUAGCUAGGUAUGUAAUGGAACUGGGAUUGCUCUGAAUGAAUCCUUGGGGAUCCUGCAGGGAGUUUGGGGGUUUUGUAAGCACCCUCCCCACAUGCCAUAGCCAUGUCCUUUGGAUGCCUCAGUGAUGUAACUGGGAGGGCUGAAGAGAGGCAGCUGCUCUGACCCACAACUGUCAGCGGGGCCACCUAUCACCUGAGCCAGUUUGGGCUUUGAAAGAGAGAAAGCCUUCCAAGCUAUAGCUGAUAGUGAAUGCUGGCUGAGUAGAGAAGGCUUGCUGGGAGUAAUAGAAGAGGAAAGACAGGCAGAAGGAAGUUUGCUAUUUCUUUUCCAUUACACAUUACUCUUAGGAAGAAUUUAACAAAAGUGCUUGAUCCUGAGCUGCUCACACUUCCAGUUCAGGUGGCUCCUGGGCCCAGGAUUCAGACCUCAAGACAGAAGCAGCCCAUCCCUUCUCUGCAAGACCAGGCAGGCUUCCUGGAGCUCCCCUGUGCUCAGCAGUUCCAGAGCAGGUGGCCCAGCAAGCCGUGCAGCUAGGUGGUGGCCAUGAUUUCAGGGAGAUAAGCUGAUGGUUCACACAGGAGAAGUUGUUGGGGCUGCCAGAAAGGUCUGCCACAAAGGGAACUGAAUAGAGUUUUUAGAUUAAAGGCACCAGGAUAGGAAAGCUUCUAUUGUGUAGAAAGAGACCAUUCUAUAAACUGUGACAGAUGGGCAGAGUCUUGGGACUUGUAUUCUGAUGGGUGCUUUAAUUCAAACUCAUCCCAGAGUGAGUGACUGUUUCAGGAGAAAGAUGGCUUUAAUUAACCCCAGUCAGCUAGGUUGUGGAGCCAGGGCAGGGGGAGGAGGGUGCAAGUCACACUUCCCAGUGCAGCUACUAUGCUUUGAAUGGUAUCAUUCCUGAGGGUGAUACUGUUUUGGUGAGCUGCAGGGAGUAUAGUUUCUGUCCUAAUGAGUUACUUUAAUUGCCCCAAAUGGAAUUUUUCCUUUCUCUUUCUUUUUUAUAUGUAAGGGAUUGAAGAGUUGUAAGUAGUGAUUAACCAACUAAUCCAUUUGUCAAGUUAGAUAUUGAAUGAAAACAUCAAGUUUAAAACUCAGCAGCGUGUCCAUGACCUUCAGACAAAUCCAAGGAAAUAAUACACCCAAGCUGUGCUUCUCUCAGUCUUUCUCCCUCCUCUCCUCCUCUGUCUUCUGGCUCUUCUUUCUCGUGUCCUAUCUCUUUCCUUUUUCUCUUGUCUGUGGGAAUGCCUGGGAAACAACAUCUCUCCCACUCCUUCCCCUUCUCUCUUUCCCUGUUCUGAGCUUCUCUCCUCUUCCUAGUACCUCUCCCUGGCUUUGUGUGUGCCGGUCAGAGCCCUGAGUCUACCUCUCGUUAGGUACUCUGACUGGCUGGCUCUGUUUCUCCUGCUCUCUCUGCGCCCCCAGUCCGCGCAGGUACGUGCACGCGCGCACACACACACAUACACACAUUCCCAAACGUUAAGGCUUUGUCAUGUGGAAUCAGAGCUGGGCUUGAGAUUCACUGUAUUGUGUAGGUAGGUAAAGAAGUCAAGAGGUUGAAGUUCCAUCAGGAAUUAAUGGGUGAGGAAGUAAAGGCUUAUUCCUUGUUUGAGCCAAAGUCUGAGAGGGGAAGCUUUGGCUGUAUUUUUCUACUGAAUCUUUCCAUCCGCUGUGUGUGGAAGGAAGCAUGGCAGAAAACACCCAAUCUGGGAGUUUCUGCAGCGUAGUAAUCACACCAGAUGUGGGAAGAUUCCACGUGGUGGGUAAGAAGUAACUUCAUGCUCUCCCAAAACAUGGCUGAUCCUGGGGGUGUGCAUGACGCCAGUCUCAGGAGAUUCACGCAGAGCUGUCUCAGUCCAACUCUUGCAUGCCUAGAUCUUUCCUUAGCAGCUUUUCUAUGAUGAAAUAUUAUCUUGUGUUAGAGCUAGGAAUAGGAACUAAUCUGUAAGAAUAUGUCCCCAAAUGGACAUUUGAAUGGACUAACAGAAACAACUGUCAGGGCUGAAUUUCCUACACAAAGGAAUGACCAGUAAAAAGCAACAGGCAAGGCAGACUUGAGUUUUGUAGCACCUGUUCUUAGUUGACCUGCCUCAGCCCGGGGCUACCUGAGAAAUAAAGAGGGAAAUUGGUUUUUCAAGAUCUCUUUGAACCUGUCUGGGGCUGUAAUUAAACUUGUUUACCCUCGGGAGGGUUCUUCACACUUGAAAAACGUUACUUAUCACCAACGACCUGGAAAGGCCACCAUGAAGGCAAGUGUAACCAUUUACAACAUUUGAUUGUAACUAUUACAAUUGCAGUAACUGUGAACAGCGUUGUCUUCUCAGUGAGACAGUAUGUGGCACUUUAGAAACUUUCCUUUAAUAUAUAAAAUUUUAAAUCACUGCAAAAUGCAUUUAAGAUCUUCCAAGAAAGUAGUUUUGCUUUACUUUAUUUUAAAACAGUUGCCUCAAGUUUCUGUCUUAAGAGUAGUGAUUUAGAAUCCAGGCAUCUUUUAUUUUAGAAAAACAAGCAAAACUGUGUUGCCAGACUGAUAGUUGUAAUGUUUACUUGCCACAGAUCAAAGGUUCACAAAAUAUAUCAAAUUUACAUCUACCUGAUGUACUCUGGUAGGUUGUUCUUUCUGUAAUCUUUCCCUUUAGGAAUUUGGAUCCUCGGAAUCAGUUUUUCAUUUUUAAAAAACUAAAUUUUAAGUUUUAUUUUGCCAAAUGUGUGCUUACAUAUUCAAAGCAAUGAAACUAUUUCAAGCCAUACAACCACAGGGGUGGAAACCCUUUUCACAAAUUUUAAUGUGUUUGUAUGUAAAUAGAUGUUUGUAUGAAAUAUUUUCAUGGUAGAAUGAAUAUAUUUAAAUGAAGUUGAGUUAUUCCAGUGCUAUUUAAACAAAUUACAAAAUUUUUGGUGAGAAUUAUGAGUCUAUUGAGAUACAAUGCAGAUCAAUUUUGAUUUUUAAAAAUCAAAAGCCUACAAAUCACUCUGACUCAUGGCAACUUCCCUGUGUUGUUGCACCUGACAUGGAGAGAGCGUGUAGGCUUCCCCAGUGCCUCAGCCACUUCCUGGUGUGAGUUAGGUGCUCGUGGAGGUGUGUGUCCACCUUUUAGCGACAUCACUCUGGGCCUUCGGGGGCCAAGGAGUGAAUUAGAGGCAUUAGAGACACUGGUGCAGUUAUCCAGAGCACAUUUCUUUGCAGGGCAGCAGAAUCAGAAGCCAGAUGUGGCCAUGUGACCCUUGGAAAUGGGUUUGCUGGCCGCCAUCAACCGCCACCCUUACUGCCUAGUCACACGUGUCAGGGAGGCUGCCCACAGUGGAGUUGGGGUUCAGACCCCAGGGUGGGACUUCACGGUUUUGCCAGCAGGCCUGCCUCCUGACCUUCACCUCAUAGAGAGGAAGGAGGAGGGAGCAGCUGGCAAGGGGCCCGUUUCUCAGCACAGUGCAUUUCCUGUCUCAGCUCUGGGAGACUAUGCACUGAAGCAUCCAAUUUCCAACCAGAGAGAGACGUCCUCAGAUAAGGCAAAUCCUUGCUUCCUCUGUCUGUGACUUUACACACACCAUUGUUAGAAGUCGUUUUAAUAUCAAGACCAAUCACAUCCCUAGGACAUACCUCCCAACUCUCCUGAUAUCACUAGAACACUCCUUUAUAAUGACAUUCAACUUGAGAGGGUUGGGUUUUUUUUCCAUUUUGGUCCUGGAUAUAAUGAAAUGAUAAAUAUUAUGACAAAUUUUCACUGUGUAUACUAGCAAUAUGUACACACAUGCCAAUGUAUCUUAACAUAUCACCUUGGUUACAUUUUAGGUCACUAUAAUUAUAGUGUGAAUUCAUGUGUUGGGGAAUUUCAGGGACUUUGUAAUGCCUGCUUAUCAUGGAAGGAAUUAGGUUGACGGUUCUGUGCUCCCUACUUCAAAAGUUUUCCUCCUGGGUUUUCUAUGUUCCUUUUUCUCCUGAAAUGCAUUUAUUAGGUUGUGAGGUAUGUUUAAGGAUUGUAAGCCAGGGGUAUGCUUUCAGCAUUUAUUGCAACCAAAAGUAACCCCAUCACAGUUAAUGAGCAUCUUUGAUUGGUCUUUUGUGGAAUUUGAACUAAAUCUCUGAGCCUUAUUCAAUAUCUAUAAUUCUAUGAUUUUUUUAAAUUAUGGGAAAUUAAUGAGAGAUGUUUACAUGAAAAAUGUUUGCCCUUGCUGUGUGAUGAAUGAGUUUUUUGUAGUGUGUCUGGGUGCAUGUGCAAGAGAGUAGGGAAAAUGUUUCUGAAACAAAACUUGACAAAUAUUUGUAAUGAAAGUAAAUUUAAAGAUUGCUAUAAUUGCGCUAUAGAAACAAUGCAAGUAUUAAACAAAAUAUACAAUCA
Molecule: messenger RNA, 6942 nt
Organism: Manis javanica (Malayan pangolin)
Lineage: Eukaryota; Metazoa; Chordata; Mammalia; Pholidota; Manidae
Gene: SETD7
Product: SET domain containing 7, histone lysine methyltransferase
Biological process (GO): regulation of DNA-templated transcription; peptidyl-lysine monomethylation; heterochromatin organization
Cellular component (GO): nucleus; chromosome
Molecular function (GO): chromatin binding; histone H3K4 monomethyltransferase activity; protein binding
Source: RefSeq, a predicted model, not a curated record